Molecule: messenger RNA, 414 nt
Organism: Symbiodinium pilosum
Lineage: Eukaryota; Dinophyceae; Suessiales; Symbiodiniaceae
Source: the annotation of a GenBank genome assembly
AUGAAAGAGGAUGCUGCUGCAGCUGCUGGCAUCCGUGUUUUACCCGGUAUGCUUCACCGGGCAAGCCUUGGCUAUCAAGGAUCCAGCCUUGAUUCGGUCGUGCUUCAUGUAACACGGCUGCUGCCAGGUGUGAGCCAGCCCAUCCACCAGCAGACGCACUUACAUCAGGGUUCUGUGCUUCUGCUUGGUCCGAUCAGCAGCGGGAAGACUACGAUUCUCCGAGACCUCGUCGCAAGCCUCACUCUCCAGCACCAGGUUGUGCUCGUGGAUUUCAUGGCAGAGCUGCAUGCCUCCGCCUUCCACCCAGCCCGGACGAUCGUCCCCACAGAGCCCUUGGACCGGGUGCCUUUCGUUCAAAAAGUCAUCCAAGAGCAGAGUCUGGAGGUUGCUGGGACUGAUCACCUUUUCUUGUAG